Messenger RNA from Dentiscutata heterogama, 499 nucleotides. Lineage: Eukaryota; Fungi; Glomeromycota; Glomeromycetes; Diversisporales; Gigasporaceae. The record is from the annotation of a GenBank genome assembly.
ACAAAUCCAGAACGAAGGGAUGGAAGGAAGCUUCACCAUUUCUGGAAAAGAAAUGAGCUACGUGAAUAAGAAAAAUCUAGUAAUCGAAAUUAAUCCAUCGUCUGAUCAAAUAGUAAUGGGUGGAAAUUGGGAAUAUAAGAUGAGACUCCUCUGUGCUAGACUUAGUAGAAAUUCAGAAGACUCAUCAGCCAACUUACAGAAUUUCUACCUCUUGGGGGAGAAAAUCAACGAUAAUAAUUGGGGAGACCUUGCUCGAACAAUUGUCCAAGAAGAAUUCCCGAAUAGUUAUAGAAACCUUUGGAAAAUAGCUUUUCGAGCCUAUACCUUAUAUUUUUCUCACAGCGUUCCGAAUCUUCUUAGGGUCCAACAUAUUACGCCUCAUAUCCUAUUAAAGAUGUAUGAGAAUGAUUUCAAUAAGUUAGUUGAUGAGGCAAGAGCUAUGAAAAAUAAAGAGGAAAUAGCUUUACUUGAGCUCUAUGAAUCUUUUGCAGGGGCUCAA